Molecule: messenger RNA, 1480 nt
Organism: Suillus fuscotomentosus
Lineage: Eukaryota; Fungi; Basidiomycota; Agaricomycetes; Boletales; Suillaceae
Exons: 1
Coding region: 492-1148 (218 amino acids)
Source: RefSeq, a predicted model, not a curated record
CAAUACACGCUUCAAUGGCUAUCUUACGCCGUUCGUGAAAUCUCCCGUGCGACGUGGAGCGCUCACGUAUCCAACAUCGGUUGCCUGACACCGCUAGUCCGCGAUACAGCCUAACCCAAAAGCCGUCAACUCGAAUUUCCUUCUAUGGUCCUGUUCAAAGCCUAUAUCUCUAAACAAGUUAGCAGCGGUUCAAUCAGUCACCAACCACCCAAAGGCUAUCAGUCAUGAUAGCGAUUCAUAACGUUCACAACCGUGACUUUCACAGCCCAGACCAUCACAUUUCCUAUGCAUGUCGGCAAUAGGAACGGAUAGCACAGCGUUAGCUGAGAGGAGAGAAUGCUAUAUAAAUUCCGGUUUCUGCGCCGUCAUGCUUCUCUCGUUUUUUCAUUCAAAAACGCCUUUCGUUUCUUUUGUCUUGGAUCAUUACUUGUAUAUAUCUCUAGGGUGCAGGCCAUCUUUCUCGAGGUCAUCAUCCAUACUAAGAGACUUACAUGCCAGCCACUACCAUGUCCUCCUGGAUCUCGUUCUCCGACAUCUUUUAUUUUACUCGCAAUGCGAGAAAAACGCCUCUCAUCCCAGAGGGCUUCGUCCUUGAAACACCUUUGGAGUCCAAAGCCACUAUGGCAAUCCAGCUCAAGCCAGAGUCUCCAACAUCCCGCUCAACACUUCCCACCAUUUCCAAAUCAACGGUACCUUUGCCUGCGUCUUCCACCCCGCAGACACCCCUGGAGCCAGUCGUUUUCAUAGGAAAUAACAGCACUGAAACCCUUGUCAACGUUGUUUCAAAGCCCGGGUUUCCAACCUCAAUUCUGCAGCUCUACCCAUCUGUCAAUGAGGCUGCGCACACCCGACGCAUAUCGUUCGCAGAUUGUGCCACACCUUCGCGUCCUGUGAAGCCUGUCAACGUCAUUGACGUGGGCCAGGUCUCGUCCAAGCCCUCCGCGGCCGCAGUGGAAAUGCCUGAGCAAGCAAAACCUCUCAGAGAGGACGUCCCCAACACGGAAAAGAAAUCAAAGAGGAAGAGCAUCAUGCGGAGUAUGUCCUUGCUUGGCCCUCGUGCACCCGGCACGAAGGCGCGCCGCUUCUCGGUCCCUGUCUUUUCUUCGCUGACGGAUGGCAUGAAUAAGCGGGCAAACAAGCAGCCGUAGGCCGCUCAGUCCAGGGCGAGGGGAGGAGCACCGGAGUAUCACGAUAGCUUAGGAAGUGAAUUCUGCAGAAAGGCGCACCGAUGUUCGAGCACCACACAUGCUAUCCUUUAUCCUAUGAUAUCUAUAAUUCAACCUUAAUCAUUAAUUACCCACAUGUUGUACUAGGGUGGUCCAUUCACUAUUGCGAACUACUUUGGCUUACAUCGCAAUCUGGACAAUGGUUUAGCAUAUACAUCAUUCAAGACACUGUAGUUCUAUAGUAGGGUAUGGUUCUGGAAUGGAGGAGAUAUGAUACACAUGAUUAGCAUACGGACCGUUUAUUUGAUUAUCAU